Messenger RNA from Talaromyces amestolkiae, 2754 nucleotides. RefSeq lists its product as uncharacterized. Gene Ontology annotation, cellular component: proteasome regulatory particle, base subcomplex; proteasome complex; nucleus. Gene Ontology annotation, biological process: regulation of protein catabolic process; proteasome-mediated ubiquitin-dependent protein catabolic process. NCBI's taxonomy places the organism in Eukaryota, Fungi, Ascomycota, Eurotiomycetes, Eurotiales, Trichocomaceae. The transcript has 5 exons. Gene Ontology annotation, molecular function: enzyme regulator activity. The record is from RefSeq and is a predicted model, not a curated record. Bases 1 to 2754 code for a protein of 917 amino acids.
AUGGCGAAAGAAGGCCAGCGGUCAGCAGCUGCUGACAAGGGAAAAGGCAAAGCCGACGAUGCUCGCGAGCUGAACGGACAGAAAAAAGACGCAAAGGAUGAUAAAACCAAGGUUGGAAAGAAGGAAGACAAAGAUGAUGAGCUACAAGAAGGCUCGGUACUGAUCAUCAUUGAAUUCACAGAGGAACUUAACGAAGAAGACCAAAAUCUCAAGAAUGAGCUUGAGAUGCUCGUGGAGCGACUCAAGGAACCCGACACAACCCUGUAUCGCCCCGCCUUAGAUGCCAUCAAGAACUUUAUUAAAACAUCUACGUCGUCGAUGACAGCUGUUCCGAAACCCUUGAAGUUCCUUCGACCGCACUACGACGAGCUCACGGAAGUUUACGAGAGAUGGCCAGCAGGUUCAGAAAAGGACUCCCUUGCAGAUACGCUGUCAGUCCUCGGAAUGACCUACGGCGUUGAAGACAAGCUCGAAACACUCAAAUAUCGCCUUUUGUCGAAGUCUCCAGCCGAGGAUCUAGCCUCAUGGGGCCACGAAUACGUUCGACACCUUGCAUUAGAGAUUGGACAAGAAUACCAAAACCGAUUAGCCGAGGACCAAGAGUUUGGUGAUCUCACCGAACUGACUCUAUCCCUCGUUCCAUACUUCCUCACACACAACGCCGAAGCCGACGCCGUCGAUUUACUGAGCGAGCUUGAGAUGAUCGAGGAGAUCUCCAAGUUUGUGGAUGAAAACACCUAUCAAAGAGUGUGCCUCUACAUGGUCAGCAUGGUCAACCUGCUCACGUAUCCGGAAGACCACCAAUUUCUUCACACAGCGCACGAGAUCUACGUCCGAUACAAAAAGUUGACCCAAGCGAUCGUUAUCGCUAUCCGUCUGAACGAUGUUGAGCUUAUCAAGUCCGAUCUUGCUGCCACUGAAGAUAAAGCUUUGAAAAAACAGAUGGCUUUCUUGGUUGCUCGCCAGCAGAUCUGGCUCGACCUACCUGAAGAGGAGGAUGAUCAGGAGCUGGCGGAGUGUCUCAACAACACUCAAAUCCCUACACACUUCAAGGCCUUGGCUAAGGAAUUGAAUAUCCUUGAUCCCAAGAUGCCCGAAGAUAUAUACAAAACUCACUUGGAAAGCAGCAGAGGUGCAGGAUUGACAAAUGUCGAUUCCGCUCGGCAUAACCUGGCCAGCGCAUUCGUAAACGCGUUCGCUAAUGCUGGGUACGGAAGUGACAAAAUGAUGUUGGUUGAAGGUGACAAGGGACCUUGGGUGUGGAAGACAAAAGACGAUGGAAUGCUAUCCACCACAGCUUCGCUCGGUAUGCUGCUGCACAGAGAUGUAGAAGGCGGUCUGGACAAAAUCGACAAGUUUACAUACGCCCAGGAGGAUCAGAUCAAGGCUGGUGCUUUGCUCGCCAUUGGUAUUCUUAAUUCUGGUGUCCGUCUUGACUCCGAUCCUGCAAUGGCUCUCCUCAGCGACCCUGACAACAUCGAAAACAAGAGCAUCCCUAUGCGCGUGGCAUCUAUUAUGGGUCUUGGUCUGUCUUAUGCUGGUUCCAACAAAGAAGAGCUUUUGGAUGUCCUCCUCCCCAUCGUUGAAGAUGUCUCUUUAGAUAUGCAGCUCUCGGCUAUGGCUGCUGUUUCUCUUGGGCUGAUCUUUGUUGGCUCGUCAAAUCAUCAAGUCUCAGAAGCAAUUGCUUACACAUUAAUGGAUGAGGAGCGACAAAAACAACUCAAAGAUAAGUGGACAAGGUUUAUGGCACUGGGAUUGGCUUUACUUUACUUCGGACGACAAGAAGAGGUAGACGUGAUUCUAGAUAUUCUCAAGGCUGUUGAUCAUCCCAUGGCUAAGCCCACAGCUGUACUAGCUUCCGUCUGCGCGUGGGCUGGCACUGGUACUGUCUUGAAGAUUCAGGAACUUCUUCAUACAUGCAACGAGUUCAUCGAAGACAAAGAAGAGAACAAAGGCGACGAACUCGUUCAGUCGUAUGCUGUUCUGGGUUUAUCUCUUAUUGCUAUGGGAGAAGAUGUUGGCCAGGACAUGAUUCUACGACAAUUCGGACACUUGAUGCAUUACGGUGCAAGUAACAUUCGCAAGGCUGUACCACUUGCGAUGGGACUCAUCAGCCCCAGCAACCCGCAGAUGAAAGUUUACGACACCUUGUCACGAUACAGCCACGACAACGACAACGAUGUCGCUAUUAAUGCCAUCUUUGCCAUGGGUUUGACCGGUGCCGGCACCAACAAUGCUCGUCUGGCGCAACUACUCCGACAGCUUGCUAGCUACUACCACCGUGACCAGAAUUCGCUGUUCAUGGUCCGAAUUGCCCAAGGCUUGUUGCACAUGGGCAAGGGUACGGUCUCCGUCAAUCCCUUCCACACAGAUCGCCAAGUGCUUUCUCGAGUAGCUGCUGCAGGCCUCCUUACUGUCUUGGUCGCCAUGAUUGAUGCCAAACAAUUCAUCCUUGCCGAGCAUCACUACCUUCUCUAUUUCCUCAUCACAGCAAUGCAUCCCCGCUUCCUCAUCACUCUUGACGAAGACUUGCAGCCUCUCACUGUGAACGUUCGUGUCGGUCAGGCUGUUGAUGUUGUGGGCCAAGCUGGUCGACCAAAGACCAUCACUGGAUGGCAAACACAGAGCACACCCGUACUUCUCAGCUACGGCGAGCGGGCUGAGCUUGAAGAUGAACAGUAUAUUCCUCUCAGUAGCACACUUGAAGGCUUAGUGAUAUUACGCAAGAACCCCGAAUGGGAAGCUUCAACUUAA